UUGUAUGGGCCCGCCCUGCAGCUGAAAACCCAUGGUGAUGCUAUCGGGCCGGCUGCACUAGAGUUAUUCGGCCCGCUGGAAUCCUAAGCCUAAAAAGCCCAUCUAGGCAUCUCAUCUACCUCAAACCGGCCACAAAGCCCAGCCCAGCCCAUCCAACAAAAGCCCAACCCAGCCCGGGACGCGAUCAGAUUCCCCCUUCCCCUCCACCUUCCCUCUUCGCCCUCCGCCUCGAUUCAAAUCCCGCUGCCUCCGCCUCCGCCUCACCACAGUACUCACCUCCUCUUUCCAUUCCCGUUGCUCCCCGCCCGGAGCCCCAAACCCUAGCUAUCCGGCCCGAACCCUCGUUUGCGGCGUUGGCUGGGGCCGCACGUGCGCGGUGGGCUUCCUCCUCCUCGGCGCCGAAGUCGCCAUGGGCUGCUUCCUCUCCUGCUUCCCCCGCGGCGGGCCCGAUCAGUCAGGCGAUCUCCGCGAUCCGCUCGUGCGAGAGAGCCGCCUCGGGGACGCCUUCCUGGAUGACGAGAAGAAAUUUGAAGCGAGUGGAAGGCAGGAGGAGGACGCGGCUAACAGUGGAGGCGUCGACGAGGAGCUCCGGCGAGAGGCAAAUUAUCUCAAAUCCUGUGGCACGAUAUCACAGACCCCACCGGAAAUUCUAGAAGUUUCAAGCCCAAUCAGUUCAGAAGAUACUAAUGAGCUGAUGAAAGAGACAUCGCUACUCGAAGGGAACUUUUCUGAAGUGUUCAAUUCUGAUGAGCAUGAUAUUUUGAAGCAUGUACAGAACAUUGAUGCAGCUACUCUCAUGGGGGAAUCAGAACCUCGAUCAUCCUUUCAGGACAAGCCUUCGUGUCAGAAUGUCCAAAACCAGAGGAGUGAUUCUAGUGAUUCACCUUAUCCAACUCCUUUGGUUCUCAGAGGUGACUUCCAGACUCCUGGAACAGUAUAUACUGCAUGUAAGGGGACUUCAAAGUCUGGAAAGCGUGCAAGGGCUAGCAGACAGUUCAUCUAUCCUGUUCUGAGACCCAUCGAGAACAAACUGCAGUGGAUGGAACUAAGAGUGGACUCGCCUGAGCUAUCAUCAAAUCCUCCAAAAAGAAGGUACUUGAACGCAGAUUCUAGCGAGAAGUGUCAGCAAACUUUUGCAAGUUCAACGGCUACACAGACAGAAUCAUCAAAAUAUGUAUCCUUCCCAUUUCAUGACAACUGCGCAGCGCAAGAUGAAUUUAUAUCUCCAGAGGAAGCCAAGGGUCAGAACGGUAACCAACAGCCGUUAGAAGGUGGAGAACUGCUGAAACAAGAUUCAGAAUGUGGAAAGCAUGGUGUUUCAAGCCUGUCAUAUUGGCUGAGGCCUUCAUCUGCAGAUGGUGAGAGCCACAGUGACACUAACGGCAACGUUGGGAAGGAACCAGAACCAUGCUAUGAGAAGAGCGUUUUUGAGGUUCCUAUCUUUCCAGCUUUUGGUUUGAACUGGGACAAUGACAAUCCUACUCCUGUGUUGCCCAAGGCGUGGGACGGUAAUGGGAUUCCAAACACCACAACCAAGUACAAAGAGGACCAGAAAGUCAGCUGGCAUGCCACGCCGUUUGAAGAAAGGCUGUUGAAGGUUUUGUCGGAUGAGAAACCACUCCAUGAAAGCAGGAACAUCAGUGGAAAGCUGAUCCACCUGGAGGAAAACGCUGAGUAGAGAGCCUUGCAAGUUGCACACUGCGUCCUCCCACAUGAUCAACAGUCUGAAAGGGUACAAGCGUUGGCCAAUCCAGCAUGAACUUCCCAGGCCGUGCAUGAUGUCACCUGCAUGGCAUCUGUAAAUAUAGCGUCUGAAAUACAUUAUUUCCAACUUCAGUCCGCAAUGUUGCGUAAAUCCAGGAACCAGUCCUUAGCUGUCAACUGGCUAUUGGAUGCUCCUCGCUGAACAAGUUUUGCUUUAUAGAGAGAAAAAAGCCUGGUACAUGCGACCGUGAAGAUCAACUGUCGAUUGAUGUUUGGUGUCAAACAAUAAAAGAAAGAGCUUUGCUUAGCCUUUUUCC
Molecule: messenger RNA, 2021 nt
Organism: Phragmites australis (common reed)
Lineage: Eukaryota; Viridiplantae; Streptophyta; Magnoliopsida; Poales; Poaceae
Product: protein JASON-like
Exons: 8
Coding region: 410-1678 (422 amino acids)
Biological process (GO): male meiosis II
Source: RefSeq, a predicted model, not a curated record